Sorex fumeus (smoky shrew) is the source of this 4580-nucleotide messenger RNA. It is a transcript of the gene PRX, whose product is annotated as periaxin. NCBI's taxonomy places the organism in Eukaryota, Metazoa, Chordata, Mammalia, Eulipotyphla, Soricidae. The record is from RefSeq and is a predicted model, not a curated record. Bases 261 to 4580 code for a protein of 1439 amino acids. Gene Ontology annotation, molecular function: protein binding. Gene Ontology annotation, cellular component: cytoplasm; nucleus. The transcript is spliced from 7 exons. Gene Ontology annotation, biological process: regulation of RNA splicing; peripheral nervous system myelin maintenance.
CUCCCGCUGGUGUCUGGAGGCUCAGAGAGCCCCACACUCAGGAGGCCCACGGCGCUGAAGGAGACCCCAAGGCAGCAGCAAGACCCCAGAGGAAGGACGAGUACCCCAUAGAAGACAGUGCGGCACUCUGGGCAGAAGGGGGUGCUUGUACCCAGGCAGCGGAUCAGCGGCAGCUGCUCCAUGCAGAACUGAAGUGGGUUCUGCAGCAGAAGGGGGAGCGGAAGCAGGACUGGAGGGUCCAGGGCGCUGCCAGAGACGUCAUGGAGGCCAGGAGUCGAAGCGCCGAGGAGCUGAGGCGGACGGAGUUGGUGGAGAUCAUCGUAGAGACGGAGGCGCACACCGGGGUCAGCGGCAUCAACGUAGCGGGCGGCGGCAAGGAGGGAAUCUUCGUCCGCGAGCUGCGCGAGGACUCGCCCGCGGCCAGGAGCCUCAGUCUGCAGGAAGGGGACCAGCUGCUGAGCGCUCGUGUGUUCUUCGACAACUUCAAAUAUGAGGAUGCGCUCCGCCUGCUACAAUGCGCCGAGCCGUACAAGGUCUCCUUCUGCCUAAAGCGCACUGUGCCCACCGGGGACCUGGCACUGCGGCCUGGGACAGUGGCUGGCUACGAGAUCAAAGGCCCGCGGGCCAAGGUGGCCAAGCUGAACAUCCAGAGUCUGUCCCGUGUGAAGAAGAAGAAGAUGAUGGUGCCGGGGGCCCUGGCGGCCUCUGCCGACCUGGCGCCUGUUGAUGUCGAAUUCUCCUUUCCCAAGUUCUCCCGCCUGCGCCGGGGCCUCAGAGCCGAGGCGGCCAAGGGUCCACUCCCUGCUGCCCCUGCUCGCCGGCGCAUUCAGCUGCCUCGGCUGCGGGUCCGAGAAGUGGCUGAGGAACCCCAUGUGGCCAGGCUGGCAGCCGCUGCUCCCCCACCCAGGAAGGCCAAAGCAGAGGCAGAAGUGGCUGCAGGGGCCCCGUUCACAGCCCCGAAGGUGGAGCUGGUGGCUCCUCGGCUGCCAGGGGCUGAGGUGGGCAUCCCUGCCCCCAAGGGAGAGGUGGCCCCAGUCACGGAGGCAGCCCCUAGCUUUUCCCUCCACCUGCCAAGCCUUGGGUUAGGGGCCCCAUCUGUAGCAGUGGUGGAACCACCAGCUGGAGGGAUCCAGGUCCCCCAAGUAGAGUUGCCCACCUUGCCCUCUUUACCCGCUCUGCCCACUCUUCCCUGCCUGGAGACCCGCGAAGGGGCAGCAGCGGUGACAGUGCCUGUCCUGGAUGUGGCCGCACCCGCAGUGGGUGUGGACCUGGCCUUGCCGGGGGCAGAGGUGGGGGCUCUAGGAGAAGUGCCGGAGGUGGCCAUGAAGAUGCCUCGCCUCAGUUUCCCCCGCUUUGGAGCUCGAGCAAAGGAAGCAGCCGAGGCCAAGGCAGCCAAGGGCAGUCCUGAAACCAGGGUGAAGGGACCCCGACUCCGAAUGCCCACUUUCGGGUUCUCUCUCCUGGAGUCCCGGCCCACUGCCCCUGAAGUGGAGACCAAGCUGAAGCUGCCCACCCUCAAGAUGCCCUCCUUCGGCAUUGGGGCCUCAGUGCCUGACGUCAAGGCACCCAGGGGUCCUGAAGUGAAGCUCCCCAAGGCCCCUGACAUCAAACUCCCGAAAGUGCCCGAGGCCACCCUCCCAGAGGUGCAUCUCCCGGAACUCCAGCUCCCCAAGGCUCCAGAGAUGAAGCUCCCGAAGGCGCCUGAGAUGGCCGUGCCCGACAUGCAGCUCCCAGACCUACAGCUGCCGAAAGUUUCAGAAAUGAAGCUCCCAAAGGUGCCUGAGAUGGCCGUGCCCGACAUGCAGCUCCCAGACCUACAGCUGCCGAAAGUUUCAGAAAUGAAGCUCCCGAAGGUGCCUGAGAUGGCCGUGCCCGACAUGCAGCUCCCAGAAUUACAGCUGCCAAAAGUCUCGGAAAUGAAACUCCCAAAGGUGCCCGAGAUGGCCGUGCCCGACAUGCAGCUCCCGGACUUGCAGCUGCCAAAGGUUUCAGAAAUGAAGCUUCCGAAGGUGCCCGAGAUGGCUGUGCCCGACAUGCAGCUCCCAGAACUGCAGCUUCCCAAAGUCUCUGAGCUGAGACUCCCCGAGAUGAAACUCCCAAAGGUGCCUGACAUGGCUGUGCCGGACGUGCACCUCCCGGAGCUGCAGCUGCCUCGAGUUUCAGAGAUGAAGCUCCCGAAGAUGCCCGAGGUGGCAGUGCCGGACAUGCAGCUCCCUGAGCUGCAGCUGCCGCGGGUUUCAGAGAUGAAGCUCCCGAAGAUGCCUGAGGUGGCCGUGCCGGCCAUGCACCUCCCCGAGCUGCAGCUGCCGCGAGUUUCGGAGAUGAAGCUCCCGAAGAUGCCUGAGGUAGCCGUUCCGGAUGUGCACCUACCCGAGCUGCAGCUCCCUAAAGUCUCUGAGUUGAAAGUGCCCGACAUGAAGCUCCCAGAGAUAAAAGUCCCGAAGGUGCCAGACGUGGCGGUGCCCGAGAUGCACCUCCCGGAGAUGCGGUUGCCAGAAGUGCAGGUGUCCAAAGUGCCGGAAGUUCACCUGCCCGUGGCCCCCGAGGUGCAAAUUAAAGCAGCUGGGGUCCAGCAGGCAGAGGGCAAGGAAUUUGGCUUCAAGAUGCCCAAAAUGACGAUGCCCAAGCUGGGGAGGGCAAAGUCGCCUCCUCGAGGCAAGCCGGGAGAGGCAGGGACUGAGGUGUCGGGGAAGUUGGUGACCCUCCCCUGUCUGCAGCCCGCAGUGGGCAUCGAGGCACGAGGGGAAGGUCCAUCUCUCACGUUACCCUCUGUGGAGAUCGACCUGCCAGGUGCCCUUGGCCUGGAGGGCCAGGUCCAAGCAGCAGGACUGGGCAAGGUGGAGCGGGCAGAGGGCGCUGGUGUGGCAGCAGGAGCGGGUGUGGCAGAGGUGACCGGGGAAGGAGGCACCUUCCGGAUUCCUGCGGUUGAGCUUGUCACUCCUCAGUUGCCUACGCUCGAGGCUGAAGAAGGGGCGCUGGAGGCAGCAGAGGUGAAGGUGAAGCCCGCCUCCAAGUUCUCGCUGCCCAAGUUUGGACUCGUGGGGCCGAAGAUGACCAAGGCCGAGACUGAGGGGAUCAGGAGGGCUUCGAAGUUGAAGGGGUCCAAGUUCACCAUCUCCCUGCCCAAGGCUCGGCUGGGGACAGAGGCGGAGGCCAAAGGGGCCGGGGAGGUGGGCCUGCUGCGGGCCCUCGAUCUCUCCCUGCCCCGCGUGGGCCUGGAUGCCCACCUGCCCACGGGCAAGGCAGAGGUCGCGGGCGCCGACGUCAAGCUGAAGGGGCCCAGGUUUACACUGCCCAAGUUUGGAGGCCGGGGCCGUGAGGCUGAGGUGGGGGAGCUUGAGACUGGGGUGGCCGAGUUGGAGGGCAGGGGCCGGGCAUGGGAGGGGAAGGUGAAGAUGCCCAAGCUGAAGAUGCCCACCUUUGGGCUGGUGCGAGGGAAAGAAGCAGAAAUUCUGGGGGUCCGUGUCAGCCCUGGGGCUAAGCCAGAAUCCCCCGAGAUGGCAGCGGCAGUGCUUAAGUUCCCUGAUGUGGAGCUGGUGACACUAGGAGUUCAGGAGGAAGGGAAGGCAGAAGGGGGGGUGGCUGUCAGUGGGAAACAGCUCUCAGGCCACACCGUGCAGGUGACUACGGUGAGGCCGCCGGGCUCCGAGGGCCAGGAUGGAGGGAUCAAGAUGCCCCCACUGGGCAUCUCCCUGCCCCAGGUAGAGCUGACGGGCUUCGGAGAGAUGGGACUGGGCACCAUCCAGGGCCAGCAGAUCAGUGGUGCUGCCCCUUCAGCAGAUGGCACGGCCGGUCACAGGGUCCAGGCGGCCGUGUCUUUGCCCCAAGCGCAGGUGUCGGCGGGUGAGCUGCUGGUGGGUGAGGGCGUCUUCACGAUGCCCACAGUGACACUGCCCCAGCUCGAGCUGGAUGUGGGCCUGAGGAGCCGAGAGGAGCAGAUGGGUGAGGCUGCCCCCGCCAAGGGUGGAACGAGGCAGAUGCCCACGUCGGGGCCAGGGGCAGAAGAGGCCACGGACAGGCCUCCAGCCACCGAGCGCACCUUCCACCUCUCGCUGCCCGACGUGGAGCUCUCGCCACCUGGCGUGGGCAGCCAUGCCGAGUACCAGGUCGCAGAGAGCGAGGGGGAGGCUGGGCCCAGACUCAGGGUGAGGCUGCCGCGGUUUGGCCUGGCCCGGGCCCGGGACGGGGCUGAGGAGGGCGAGAAGGCCAAGAGCCCAAGGCUCCGGCUACCCCGUGUAGGCUUCAGCCCCGGCGAGGCCUCCCCGCGGGACCGGGAAGGGGACGGCUCCCCCAGUCCUGAGGAGGAGGAAGAGGGUGUUGGUGAAGGGGCAUCUGGGCGCCGAGGCCGGGUCCGGGUCCGCCUGCCUCGGGUGGGCUUGGCCUCCCCGUCCAAGUCCCCUGGCGGGGAGAAGUCCCCCAAGUUCCGCUUCCCUCGGGUGUCGCUGAGCCCCAAGGCCCGGAGCAGGAGUGGGGAUAAGGAUGAAGGUGGCUUCCGGGUCAGGCUGCCCAGUGUGGGCUUCUCAGAGUCAGGGGCUCCGGGGCCCGCAAGGGUGGAGGGGGCUCAGGCAGUGGUUAUCUGA